AUGGAACCAGUUAUUUAAGAGAUAAUGGCUGAAGUGAAUGGUCGAUAUAAUUUAAGUAACAUUCUAGAUGUUUUGGAUAAAUUGAGGAGUAUAAAAUUAUUAACAAAUUAAGGAACUAAAAGAAUUGAUAUAGAAAUGUAUGAUAAAGUUUAUAAACAAAUCAUAACAGAAUCAAGAAAUGAUGGAGAUAAAUGGUAUUAAAGAUAUAUUCCAUUAAAUACUAAAUAAUUGAAAGGAAUAAAUAACUUAAAUUUCUCUUUUGAUGUAAAAACAUCUUGUGAUGAAAAUAACCCAAAUCAAACAAAUAGGAUUCCACUAAGUAAAUUUGAUAAAGUGUAAAAAUUUACAAGUCCAACUAUUUUUGCAUCUCCUCCAACUUUUGAGACAAGAGCAACCAAGUUAACAGAUUUUUAAUCUGAUUAUUAAAAAGAGUAAUCAUAUCAAUUAAUUUAUCAGAUUAACUAAUCAAAUUUUAUAAUAAAUUUCUGAUGGAAAAAGACGUUCUGUUUAAAGUGAUUAUAUAAAAUCAGAAAAAUAACAAAAGACUCAUCGAACCAUUUAAUCAUUUAAUAUAAAUUCAUUACAGUAACUAAUAUCUAUACUAUAACGAAAAAUUAUGCAACAUUAUAGACUUGCAUUUAAUAAAAUUAUUUAUCUUUAUAAUGAACCUGUUAAAUUGUUGUAAGAUGCAGAAAUUUAGGCAGAACCUUUAAAUGUUACAAAAUUUAAUUUAAAAGACUCUUUAUAAAUUUAAAAAGAAAUUUAAUAAUUUCAAGAAAAGUAAACAUUGAAAAUAUUAUUCCAUCAUUUUGAUAAUUUUGUAAUAUGAAUUUAAUUAUUUUAGAAACAAUAUUGGUUGAGAAAAAAGAGAAUUAAAUAUUCUAGAAAUUAAGUAUUGUUAAUGAGAAAACACAAUUAUAUUUAUAGAUCUUUUAUUAAAUUGAGAAAAUACUCCAUUAUACAUAAAUAAAAUAGAUUAAAAAAAACAUAAGCUGAUCAUUUUUAUAGUCUUAAUUAAUUGAAAUUAUAUUUUUAGAAAUUUUUCAAUUAUCAUUUAAUUCAGUAAGAUAAGAAAUCAAAAUAAAAAAUAAGUAUAGGCUUAUUAAGAAUGAAAAAUCAAGAAAUAUUAAAGAAUUGUUUUGUUAAAUUUAAAUUAUAUUAUCAAUAUCGUAGAAAUAAACAUCAAAAUAAUUUAUUAGCUUAUGGUUUAUAUCAAUUAAAAUUAUAAAAACAGUAUUUUUCCUUAUGGAACAAUAUUGUUAUGAAUUAAUAAAAAAGAGAAACUAAUUAAAUAAUUAUGAAAAAAGUCUUAAAAAAAUGGAAACAAUAUCUUUAGCUUAAUAAUUUUAUUAGAAAAUAAAAAUAAAAAGCAGAUUACCUUUUUAGUUAUUUGAAUAAAAGAAAAAUUCUAAAUAUACUAAAAAAAUUUCAUAAUCUAAUCUAGAAUAAAAGUAAAUAUAAAAAAUAAUUAAAUGGUGUUUACUUAUUUCAUUUGUUAAGGAAAACCUUUUAAGGAUUUAGGAUUAAUAUUUAAAUUAGUGAAAAAAAACAAGAGUAAUAUUUUAAUUAAUUAAGAUAAUAUCACCAGAUUGGUCGAUUUUUACAAAUACUUUACAUUAGUAAACCAUUCAAUAUUUUGCAUCAGUAUACAAAGGAAUAAAAAAUGAAAAAAGAACUUAAUUCAAAGGCUUUAGCUAUAUAUAGAGUGAACAAAUUAAGGAGGUAAAUAAAAAAUCAAUAUUUUUAGAUUAACAAAUUUUUGGUUGAAGUGGACAAAAUAAAAAAAGAUUCAUAAAUAAUAAGAUAUUAUGAAUUUACCAUAAAUAAAACAAAUUUAAAUUUAAUUAUAUUUUAAUAAGUAUCGAUUAGCAUUUUAAAGAUCAUUAUGGUUAAAAAAUUUAGUAAGGAUUAUAAGAUCUAAAUAUUAAAAAGAAUUUGUUAAAGAAUUAAAAGUAUAAAUCUACUAUAAAUUAGCUUGUAAAUGUAAGAUAUAAAUAAGAGAAUAAAUAUCCCCUUAAGCUAAAAUAAAAAGUAAUAAGAGGAUUAAGAAUCAAUUUAAUUAAUCGUUUAAAAAAGUAAUAAUUUCAUAAAUAAUUGCUUUCGCUUUAUGAACAUAACAUGGUUAAACAUAUAUUUGAUUAUUUGAAAGCCAGAACAAUUGAUUAUAGAUAAAAAAUAAUGUAAUAAAUAUUAUUUUAAAUAAAUAGUAAUAAAAGAAGUGUUUAGAGAAAUUUAUUUGGAAAAUAUGUAGCAGGCCCAUUUUAUUUCUGGCUUAAUUUUACUUAAAAGCACUCUUACAAAAGAAAUAUUCGAAACAAUUUUGAUAAACUACAUGUAAUUAAAGUUUACUAAAAGUAAAAAAUAUUUUUACAUUAGAGUUUUUAAAUCACUUAAUGAGUAUAAAUGGAAAAAAAAAAUUUAGAAAGUUCAGGAUUAAAAAAACUAUCCCAUCAUUAAGUAAAAAUAAAAGUAGAGAUUUUUUCAAUUUUGGAAUGCAAAACGAUUAUCUAAAGGGAAAAUAGAAAAUUUUUGCAUUUGUUUUACAGACCUACAAAAGAAAAUUUUUUUUAAGCAUAUGAAAGUAAACAAAUUAUUUAUUUACUUCAGUUAAUAAAAGUCAGAGAUUUUUAAAAGAAAAAAUAUAUGAUUUAAGGUAGAAUUUUUUACCUAAUAAAAUUUGCAUUUAACUAAUUGAAUAAAUACAAAAUGUAAUAAAAAAAUCUAUUUAUUAGAAAAAAACUGAAAUAAAGAAAUAAUACAGAAAUUAUAAAAAAAAGACAGUUGCAUCAUCUGAAAUCCAGCAGUUUCAAGCAUAUGAGAAAAUUAUUUACAUUUGAAUAGAAUGUAGCUUAUUUAACGGCUAUAACUGUUUUGUAAAUAAAAAAAAAUUUAUUGUAAAAAUAUUUCAAAGGCUUUAAAGAACUUAUAGUUAAUAAGAAGAAACCUAGAGAUUAAAUUAUGAAACUAAAUAAAUUAAGAAAAUGCCUUCUUGCUUGGAAAGUCUUUACAAGCAAAUAAUAAGGAUCAAAACUUAUGAUUUAAACAAUAAAAGAUAUAUAAAAGGAUUAAAAAUUGAAAUUUUUUCGAAAACUAUUCUUAAAUAAGAGAAUUGAAAAUGCAAAGAUAUAUUAUAAUCAUAAUUUGAUUAAAAAGGUGCUUUUGUUUUGGUUUGAUUUAACCCAAUCAUCUUAAAAGACUAUCUAUCUUUCAAAAAUAUUGAACUAGCUUAGAUUGUAAUAAUUAAAGAAAUAAUUUUAUAAACUUAUACAACAUAAUAAAGCUAUUUAACUUAAAAAAUAACAAUCAAUUGGAAUAACAAGAAAGUUGUUUAAUAUUUGGUUAAUAAAAUUUUCAAAAUUGCAAUAACUUUAACGUUUUUCAAAAUAUAUUACAAAUAAAAGAAAAAUAAAUAUGAAGCACUCACUUUAAAUUUUAAUUGAAAAUAACAAAGAAAUAGAAGCUAUAAAUAAUUUCAACUAUAAACUAUUAACUCAAUUCUUUUUAAAAUGGAAAUCAAAUUAUUAAAAAUCUAAUUCAGUCAAAAAAAUAAUUUCUAUUUUUUAAAAUGGAUAAAAAAGAAUUACAAAAACUGUUUUUUAAAAAAUAAAAAAAAAUAACAAAGUAAAUUAGAUUAUCUUACUUUGUUAAUUUAUUCAAAAAAAAAAAUGUUUUCGAAAAUGGUUUAAGCAAUUAAAUGUAAUAGUGGGAGUUUCAAAAUUACAAUUAUUUUUGGAUUAAAAGGAAAAAGAUCAAUUUUAUAAAAAAGCUAAAAAAUUAUUUUUUCUAAAUAAAAAGUUAUCGUUAAAUUUUAUUUUAGGUAGAAAUAAAUUAAUUAGAAUAUUUUAAAAAUGGGCUUAUUUAUCUAAAAUAAGCAAAAAAUUAAAUAACUUUGAAUAAAAACUUUAAAAUGUUUUUGGAAAUAAAUUUUUCUAUAAACAUUGUUAAAAUUUAUUUUUUUAUCAUUUGCAGAGCUAUAAGAUAAAAUAACUUAAAGGUGAAUUUGCCUUAAAAACUUUUAAUAAAUUAGUCUAAAACAAAUAAUAGUUUGUUUUGAGAUAAUUUUAUUAAAAUUAAGUUUAUCAUAAUUAUCUGAAAUAAAAAAAUAUUAGAAAAUAAAUAAUCUGUUUUACAUUGUGGGCAAAAUUAACAAAUGAGUCUGUAGCACUUAAAAUGUUUUGCAAGUCUAUAGGAGAAGUUUAUAAAAGAAAUAUGUACUAAAAUAUGAAAAUAAUAAAAUAUUUUGGAGAUAAAAAUUAAAAUAUUUUUAAACAAAUAGAUGAUUUGAAAAAAAAGAAAAUUUUGAAAUUUUGGUCAAUUUUGACUUAAAAAAGGAUAGGAGCAUAAAACAUCUACAAAGUAAUAGAAUUAAAUUAUAAUUCAAAAUAACAAAAAUUAUUUUUUGUUUCCAAAUUUUUUGACAUAUUAACCUAAAAUUAAUAUAAAACCUAAAAAAGCAAGAAAUUCUAUGAAAUUUUAAAUUAAAUUAUUUAAAAAAAAAAAAAAUCAUCAUUGUAAUAAGUUUUAGAGUUUAGUAAGUAGUAAUUUUUAAGUAAGUUUGUAAAAAGAAAAUUAAAAAAACACUAUUUUAAAUUAUGGAGAAUUAAUAAAGCUGUGAUAACAUUAAAUAGAAUACUAAGCGCUUGUUAUGAUAGGAAAUUAUCAAAUUACAUAAAAAUAAUCAAAUCAUAUUCAUAAAAUUAAAAAGCACAAUAGCAUUAUGAGGAAAAAUAAAAAUGGCAAUUAAUCUAAUUUUUGAAAAAAGUUAAGGAUGAAACAAAAAAAAAAUUUGAAUACUUGGCAUCUUAGCAAAAUAGCAAUAUCUUUAAUGUUUAUUUUUAAAUUUGGAUCAUUGAACUUUUAAAAAGAACAAAUUAAAGAAAAUAAUUUUAAAAAAUCUUCAGUGGAUUUUAUUUAUAUCAUUAUAGAAAGAUUGGUGCUGAGUUCAUUAAAAAAUUAAAACUAGAAAAAAAAUUGUAAAUUUUUGUAAUUAUGGUAGAUAAAUUAAAGAUGAAUUUGAAUCUUAAAAUUCUCUAAUUUAUUCAGUUUUUAAGGGAUGGAAAAUGUUAGUUGAUGAAAGAAAAAUGCUUAAAAAAUACUUAUAAUAAUGUUCUGUUGAAGAAAAAAGAGGAAAAAGUAUUCCAAAAAAUAUGCCAUAUUGA
This is a messenger RNA of Paramecium sonneborni, 5159 nucleotides long. NCBI's taxonomy places the organism in Eukaryota, Ciliophora, Oligohymenophorea, Peniculida, Parameciidae. The record is from the annotation of a GenBank genome assembly.